AUGGAUCCAAUAAAGUACAUAUUUGAAAAGUCUGUUGUUACUGGUAGAGUUGCCUGGUGGCAAAUGCUGCUCACCGAGUAUGAUAUACAGUAUGUGACUCAAAAAGCAAUAAAAGGGAGUAUUUUGUCUGACUAUCUAGCUCACCUGCCUGUUGAAGGCUACCAAACAUUAAAGUUUGACUUUCCAGAUGAAGACAUCAUAUUUAUCAGAGAUUUUACUAUGCCAAGCUUCGAGGUAAGACCCGAGGAAGGCCCCGAACCAGGAUCGCGAUGGACGCUCGUGUUCAAUGGUGCUUCCAAUGCUAGAGGUCAUGGUAUAGGUGUUGUUAUCACUUCUCCAACUGGUUUCCACAUCCCCCUCACCGCUAGAUUAUCUUUUGACUGCACCAACAAUAUGGCUGAAUAUGAAGCAUGCAUCUACGGUUUAGAGGCGGAAAUCGAUUUGAGAAUCAAAAUCCUCAAGGUAUUCGGUGAUUCAGCUCUGGGAAGAAAAUCAGUUAGCAGACGCUCUAGCUACGCUGGCAUCUACGUUCAAAGUCAAAUGGAAGAAUGA
Messenger RNA from Lathyrus oleraceus (garden pea), 552 nucleotides. RefSeq lists its product as uncharacterized. Gene Ontology annotation, molecular function: RNA-DNA hybrid ribonuclease activity; nucleic acid binding. The coding region runs from base 1 to 552 and encodes 183 amino acids. The record is from RefSeq and is a predicted model, not a curated record. The transcript is spliced from 2 exons. Lineage: Eukaryota; Viridiplantae; Streptophyta; Magnoliopsida; Fabales; Fabaceae.